Molecule: messenger RNA, 868 nt
Organism: Python bivittatus (Burmese python)
Lineage: Eukaryota; Metazoa; Chordata; Lepidosauria; Squamata; Pythonidae
Gene: OGFOD3
Product: 2-oxoglutarate and iron dependent oxygenase domain containing 3
Cellular component (GO): membrane
Molecular function (GO): L-ascorbic acid binding; oxidoreductase activity, acting on paired donors, with incorporation or reduction of molecular oxygen; iron ion binding
Source: RefSeq, a predicted model, not a curated record
CGCUCGAAGGCAGCGUCCUGACGUCCAGGUACAGCCGCUCAAUUGAAGCUAUGGCUCCGCAGCGACGGGCGGCCGGAAGGGCUCCGGAGAGUAGCGGCGCAGGUGCGGCGGGUCGGGCGGGAGAGCGUCGUCGUUUCAGCAGUGGCAUGAAAGAUAAUGCUCAGAAAGAUUCACGGCGGAAAUGGUUGACAGCAGCUUUCCUUGUCUCAUCUGCCAUGCUGGGUUAUCUUUUGAGUGGAAGCUACUUGCUCAGUGAAGAUGGGGUUACAGAAGUAUUGGCCUAUCAUGGUGAAAGCGUCCCAGACAAAUUCAUUGAGGUACCUUGCUCAGAGGAUUAUGACAGCCAUAAACGGUUUGAAGGCUGUACCCCUCGGAAGUGUGGAAGAGGGAUAACAGAUGCCAUAAUUAACAGGGAGGAAGCUGAGCGAAUCCGUAGAAUAGCAGAGAGGGGACUGUCCCUGGGAGGAUCGGAUGGAGGGGCUUCAAUUCUAGAUUUACACUCUGGAGCCCUUUCUUUGGGGAAGCAUUUUGUUAAUAUGUACAGAUACUUUAAUGAUAAAAUCCAUGACAUCUUCACAGAAGAGGAUUUUCAGUUAUACCGAAUAAAUAACUCAGAAGCAAAGACAACCCAUGAUGAAUAUUGGCAUCCUCAUAUUGACAAGGUGACCUAUGGUUCCUUUGAUUACACAUCACUGCUUUACCUCUCAGACUAUACAGAAGACUUUGGUGGUGGACGGUUUGUCUUUAUGGAUGAAGGUGCAAAUAGGACUGUAGAACCUCGAGCAGAUUUCCUCAGCCUUCUGUCUUCCCAGAGGAUAAACAACAUGGUAGCCGGAGGGCGGAGCUGGCGUCGCGGCGAUACGGCGGG